Doryrhamphus excisus (bluestripe pipefish) is the source of this 2898-nucleotide messenger RNA. It is a transcript of the gene ppp2r2ab, whose product is annotated as protein phosphatase 2, regulatory subunit B, alpha b. Gene Ontology annotation, molecular function: protein binding; protein phosphatase regulator activity. Gene Ontology annotation, cellular component: protein phosphatase type 2A complex. The record is from RefSeq and is a predicted model, not a curated record. NCBI's taxonomy places the organism in Eukaryota, Metazoa, Chordata, Actinopteri, Syngnathiformes, Syngnathidae.
GCUAGCCAGCUGCUGCUAGCAAAUGAACGAGGCUGUGUAGCAUGAUUACCCGCCUAGGAUCCGUCUUGCAAGCUAACUCGAUAAUGUAUAUUCAAGGAGGUGGAGGUGACAUGCAGUGGUGUUUCUCUCAAGUGAAAGGAGCCAUUGACGACGAUGUGGCUGAAGCCGACAUCAUCUCCACGGUUGAAUUUAACCACACAGGCGAGCUGCUGGCUACGGGUGACAAGGGUGGGCGUGUGGUCAUAUUCCAACAGGAAAUAGAGAAUAAGAGCCUGCCUCAGUUCCGCAGCGAGUACAACGUUUAUAGCACUUUCCAGAGUCACGAGCCUGAGUUUGACUACUUGAAGAGUUUGGAGAUAGAAGAGAAGAUCAAUAAGAUCCGUUGGCUCCCUCAAAAGAAUGCUGCUCAAUUCCUGUUGUCCACCAAUGAUAAAACUAUAAAACUGUGGAAAAUCAGUGAACGAGACAGGAGACCAGAGGGCUAUAAUCUGAAAGAGGAAGACGGACGCUACAAGGAUCCUAAUUCUAUCACCUCACUACGGGUGCCAGUUCUGAUACCGAUGGACCUCAUGGUGGAAGCCAGCCCACGCAGGGUGUUUGCAAAUGCUCACACGUACCACAUCAACUCAAUUUCAGUCAACAGUGACAACGAGACGUACUUAUCUGCAGACGACCUCCGCAUUAACCUCUGGCACCUUGAGAUCACAGACCGCAGCUUCAAUAUUGUUGACAUUAAACCAGCCAACAUGGAGGAGCUCACAGAGGUGAUCACAGCAGCAGAGUUCCAUCCUCAUCAGUGUAACACCUUUGUCUACAGCAGUAGCAAAGGAACCAUCCGUCUGUGUGACAUGAGGGUCUCUGCGCUGUGUGACAAGCACUCCAAACUGUUUGAAGAGCCAGAAGAUCCAAGUAAUCGCUCUUUCUUCUCUGAGAUUAUAUCUUCUAUCUCAGAUGUUAAAUUUAGCCACAAUGGACGCUACAUGAUGACCAGGGACUAUUUGUCCGUAAAGAUUUGGGACUUGAACAUGGAGAACAGACCAGUGGAGACCUAUCAGGUUCACGAGCACCUGAGGAGCAAGCUGUGCUCGCUGUACGAGAAUGAUUGCAUCUUUGACAAGUUUGAAUGUUGCUGGAACGGCAAUGACAGCGUGGUGAUGACUGGCUCAUACAACAAUUUCUUCCGGAUGUUCGACCGGGGCCAGAGGCGCGACGUCACUUUGGAGGCUUCCCGUGAAAACAUCAAGCCCAUGCAGGUCCUUAAACCCCGCAAAGUGUGCGUAGGUGGCAAGCGCAAGAAAGAUGAGAUCAGCGUAGACAGUUUGGACUUCAACAAGAAGAUCCUUCACACCGCCUGGCAUCCCCAGGACAACAUCAUCGCGGUGGCGACGACCAACAACCUCUACAUAUUCCAGGAUAAAGUCAAUUAACAACUUUAGGGUGAGCUUGUGUGAGAGAUCUGGUGUGGGUGACGUUGUGAUGCACCACCUGCCGCCUCGCGGCCUCAGCCAGGGUGAGUCAUGGUAACGCUGACAACCAGCAUCCCCUGUUUGUCACUACUGGGUGACCGGCCUUUGUUCCUCAUGGAGACAGAGGAAGCCUCGCUCUUGUCCAUCAUCAACCUGUCUGUGACAGUGAUACCUGCCUUGUUGUGUCAGUGACGUGCCAAUUUGUUUUUCUUUUGUGUUUUUUUUUUUGUUUAUUAUUUUGGGCCAGCCCACACAUCGCAUCUGGGGCAAUGUGGGUAUACCUAAUUAAUAUCCUAAAUUACAAUACAGAUUUAUUUUUUAUAAACUUCCCCAAUGGCUCUAUGGAAACUUAUUAGUAUGCCCCCCAUUGUCCUGUGCCAUAGUAGUGUUUAUUUUUUUUUUCUAAGAAAAAAAAACAAAGCCAGUCUCGUCUUUUUUUGUUAUUGUUUGUGUCUACUUGCCCUUUUAUGAAGUAAUCUGUCAUGCAGUAAUAGUAUUAUUUGGAUCUCCUUGCAUAUCGUCAUUAAACACAUGCAUACUCGCUCAUCGCAAAGGUAUGCUCACAGAUGCCCCCCCCCCCCCCCCCCCACACACACACACACACACACACUUGCUGUUCUUUGUGGUACAGAGGCAGCUCUCUUCAAGUCUGAUUAGUGUCUGUAAUUCCGGUUUGGUUUUGGAUGGCCAAUAAUUCCAAAAUUGGUUUUUGUUUUAAUUUGCUCUGUGUUUCGUGUUCACCAACUUUCCAGUCAGUCUUUUCAAAUAUCACAAUGGUUUAUAUUAAAAAGUAAUCAUAUCUCCAGAUGUUUUCCGUCCUAAUUUUAAGUGCUCAACUUGGACCUUAACAUCCUUUUCUUUUUGGAUGAUCUUAAUUUAGUACAGUACUGUUGUCUUCCCAUAGUGUCUGACCACUCUGGAGCACUGAUACUGGUCUGGCUUCAAUUAAAAUACUUGCAUCUAUGUGUUCGGCAAAGGUUUAAAACAGACAUAAACCAAAUGUUUAAUUUGAGGCAUUAGGUUGCAUCAAUCGAUUAUUCAGAUGCAAAAACUGCUACUGUUGUGUGCCGGUGCAAUUGCCUGCAAGAUAGUUGAAUCAUAUUGUCUCCACACUUAACUUGGACCAGUCAGUCUAUAUCUGAAGCCUCUAUCAAUGUGCAAACUACAGUACAAUUUUAAUCUAUGACAGUGACUAUAAUAAAGGAACUACUUUUUUUGUUGCAUUGUGAUUGGUUGGUUUUUAUGAGGCACCUCUUGAGUAGGUGUGUUGACUCUGCUCAUGAUUGCACAUUACAAGGCUGGAACUCCUCAAGUACUCAUCGACUACCUACAGCAUGAUCAUCAGCAGUUGUUAUGUAACAGUGCAAAUGAACCUUUACUGCAGGAGUGUCCAAACAUUUCAAUCCAAUGUAGGUCUUAGUCAUCAAUAUCA